UUUUUUACCAAGAUUCUCCGCGCACCCUCCUUUUUUUUUUCUUGCAAAUUCAUAGCAAUUUUGGGACCUGUUAAAAGAAAGAAAGAAAGAUUUGUUAUAAAAGAAAACCCAAAACCACUAAUUUGAAUUUUGGGCCCUGUUAUUCAUAAAAAUCUUUUUAUUGAAAAGAAAGAAAGAAAGAUUAUGAGCAACAGAGGUGGAGGGAAUAGUAGUAAUAGUAACAGUAAUAGUAAUAGGCCAGAAUGGUUACAACAAUAUGAUUUGAUAGGAAAGAUAGGUGAAGGAACAUAUGGGCUUGUUUUCUUGGCCAAGAUUAAGUCUAAUAGAAGCAAGUCUAUUGCUAUUAAGAAAUUCAAGCAAUCCAAAGAUGGAGAUGGCGUUUCCCCGACCGCAAUUCGCGAAAUCAUGUUGCUUAGGGAGAUAUCCCAUGAGAACGUGGUGAAGUUGGUCAAUGUGCACAUCAAUCAUAUAGACAUGUCUCUCUAUCUAGCAUUUGAUUAUGCUGAGCAUGACCUCUAUGAAAUUAUUAGACAUCAUAGAGACAAGGUAAACCAAGGUAUCAACCAAUACACUGUGAAGUCAAUACUUUGGCAGUUGCUUAAUGGUCUAAAUUAUCUUCAUAGCAACUGGAUUAUGCAUCGAGAUCUUAAACCCUCCAAUAUUUUGGUGAUGGGUGAUGGAGAAGAGCAGGGUGUUGUAAAAAUUGCGGAUUUUGGACUUGCUAGAAUCUAUCAGGCUCCACUGAAACCUUUAUCCGAUAAUGGGGUUGUUGUAACUAUUUGGUAUCGUGCUCCAGAGUUACUCCUCGGGGGAAAGCACUAUACUAGUGCCGUUGAUAUGUGGGCCGUUGGCUGUAUAUUUGCGGAGCUUCUGACAUUGAAGCCAUUGUUUCAAGGACAAGAAGUAAAGGCCACACCAAACCCUUUCCAGCUUGAUCAACUCGACAAAAUUUUCAAGGUCUUAGGUCAUCCAACAGUAGAGAAGUGGCCAACACUUGCCCAUCUUCCACAUUGGCAGUCAGAUCAGCAGCACAUCCAAGGGCACAAAUAUGAUAGUCCUGGUCUUAACAGCGUUGUUCAUCUCUCUGUAAAACAUCCUGCAUAUGAUCUUCUCUCUAAAAUGUUGGAAUAUGAUCCACGAAAACGUUUAACAGCUGCACAAGCUCUUGAUCAUGAGUAUUUUCGGAUGGAACCUUUACCCGGACGCAAUGCACUGGUGCCUCCUCAACCUGGAGAGAAAAUUGUGAAUUAUCCAACUCGUCCUGUGGACACAAACACAGAUUUUGAGGGUACAGCAAGUCUUCAGCCAGCUCAACAGGCAUCUAACCAGUCUGGGGGUAUGGGAGGCCCUCAUGCAAUGGCAAAUAGAAAUGCUCCACGGCCAGUGCAUAUGGUUGGCGUGCAAAGGAUGCAGCAACAGAAUAUGGCGGCUUAUAAUCUUGCCUCUCAGGCUGGAAUGGGUAGUGCAAUGAAUCCGGGAAAUAUCCCCAUUCAGCGUGGUGUUGCUGCCCAGCCUCAUCAACAGCAGCAACAGUUAAGAAGAAAAGAUGGAAUGGGGAUGCCUGGAUAUCCGCAACAGAAAUCAAGGCGUUUUUGAGCAUAUUAGGAGGUCUAAAACACUUUCGGUUCUGCAUGGGAACAAGGGAACUUGAAGUCAUUUCGGUUCUGCAUGGAACACGGGAAGUUGAAGUCAUGUCAGUAAUUUAACAAGGAAACUUGAAAUCAUUAAGUGAUAACAGCUUGGUGCACGUCAGAUCAGAGCACGCUGCCAGAUAUGCAUAUCAUGUAAAAUGUUUCCUGCCGGUCUUGUUUAAAGAAAUUGUGUGUUGUAUAUUGUAAGACUGCAUAUUAUUCACAAAUAUAUUAAAAGGAAAACCCUCAUGGGUCUUUUCUAUUCA
Messenger RNA from Erigeron canadensis, 1897 nucleotides. Its product is annotated as cyclin-dependent kinase E-1. Lineage: Eukaryota; Viridiplantae; Streptophyta; Magnoliopsida; Asterales; Asteraceae. Bases 184 to 1596 code for a protein of 470 amino acids. Gene Ontology annotation, cellular component: nucleus; mediator complex. Gene Ontology annotation, molecular function: RNA polymerase II CTD heptapeptide repeat kinase activity; cyclin-dependent protein serine/threonine kinase activity; ATP binding. The transcript has 16 exons. The record is from RefSeq and is a predicted model, not a curated record. Gene Ontology annotation, biological process: protein phosphorylation.